Messenger RNA from Drosophila persimilis, 1173 nucleotides. Its product is annotated as parkin coregulated gene protein homolog. Bases 1 to 1059 code for a protein of 352 amino acids. The transcript has 5 exons. The record is from RefSeq and is a predicted model, not a curated record. Lineage: Eukaryota; Metazoa; Arthropoda; Insecta; Diptera; Drosophilidae. Gene Ontology annotation, molecular function: Hsp70 protein binding; Hsp90 protein binding.
AUGGCUCAAACGGCACGCAUAUCCACCGCCCACGCGUACGGAACGCGGCCGUCGCACGACUACCAUGCCACCGCCAUAUCGCUGAAACAUCGCUCCAAGUCGGCUAAUCCACCGCAAUUACGUCCACUAAGUGGCAUCCACGGGGCGGCGGUGCGACCCCGUUAUGUGCCGCCCUUUUCCAUACAGUCGCAGCAGAAAAAUACCGUUGUCAUCAACGGGCCAAUACACGAAACCACAGCGACAACGGCAAGUGCGAGGGGGCGGGCACCAAAUCCGAAAUGCCUAAAAAAGCAGCAAAAAUCCAUUUCCACGCUCAACAUAGGAAUGGGCGGCUUCAAUGCUGGCCCCCCAGGUACCGACUCUGGGCGGGGCACUCUGUUUCGAAUGUACUUCGAUCGCGGUGACUUGCCCAUCAAAAUGGAGUACCUCUGCGGCGGCGAUAAGAUUGGAUGGACGCGUGCACAUUUCCACUUGCCAGGGAACUGGCGAACUUCGAACUUCGGCGUGAAGCCUUUUCCACCUUCAGACUGUGAAUCAAUUCAAAUCGAAAUACUGUUCUGGUGUUCUACCCCCCAGUUGGACAUCGACAAGCUGGACUACAGUCUCUAUCUACCGCUCUUUUUCGAUGGACUGGCCGAGACGAAGCAUCCGUACAAGACCUAUGCCCGCCAGGGAGUGACGGAUCUGCUGCUUGCGGGCGGAGAGAAAAUACACACCGUAAUACCGCAAUUAAUAUUGCCUCUGAAGAACGCAUUGAGCACACGGAAUUUGGAGGUAAUGUGUACGACACUGAAGAUAAUACAACAACUGGUGAUGUCCUCGGACCAGGUGGGUCCGGCCCUGGUGCCCUUCUACAGACAAUUGCUGCCAAUGUUUAACGCUUUCAAAGUGAAAAACUUAAACUGUGGCGACGAGAUCGACUAUGCCCAGAAGAACAACCUCAACCUUGGCGAUCUGAUUGAUGAGACGCUCCAGGUGCUGGAGCUCCAUGGCGGCGAGGAUGCCUUCAUCAACAUCAAGUACAUGGUGCCGACCUACGAGUCCUGCUAUUUAAAUUGAGUGUGUACCGCCCUUAUGCCUUGCUCUUUUUGCAUCAUAAGUAUUUAUUGUAAUUUAUAUAUUACAGCAUCAAAGUAGUAGAUGUGAUUAAUUAAAUUCAAUUUUGUUACCAAG